AUGCUCCUAAAAGAUGAUAAGACUGUGUUGAAGAAAUUAUUGAAAAUCAAUUCCUCAAAGUUAACCUUCGAUUAUCCUUUUUUCCUUCGCGAAUUAAGUUGUAAUAGUAUUAAUGAUCUCGUUAAGAAAUGGAUAGGCUCUGUUAUUGACGACGCCCUUUGGACUAAACAUGAUCAAAAAGAUUUUUGUGCAAGGUGGUUUUCAAAUAAUCUUAUUAGACUUUUUAUGAAUAAGAGUCCGAACGUCGAAAGUCUUGUUAUUCAAUCUGAUGAUUAUCACUAUAAUGGUGAUUUUUCUUUCGAUAGUUGUACCAAUAAAGGUUAUUCAGCUCUAAGAACUUUACAUAUUGAUUAUUGUUGUGACGGUCAUACGUUACGCUGUAUUUCAUCUACUUGUCAUUCAAUAGAAGAAUUAUGGGUUUCUUUAAUUGAAACAUCAAAUGAAACUCAUCCUUUGAAUGAGUUAAUUAGAUCUCAAAAGGCUAUAAAAGACUUUCGACUUCGUAGCGUUUAUUACAAUGAAAAAGUCUUUGUAAUCACCCCUGAGCUUCUUGAAGCUUUAUCUACUCAAAAACGUUCCCUUCAUACUGUACAAUUCUUUUGUUGUAAAUUUCAUCAAUGUCUAACUCUUCAACCUCUUGCUGAUUGUACAAAACUUGAAAGAUUGGGCUUUUUUAAUUGUGAUAGUAUCACUGAAGAAAAUACUAAACCUCUAGCAACUGGAUCCCUUCAAAAUUUAAACGUAUUAGCUAUGGCUGUUUAUGAUGGAUUCACGGAAAAGGUGAUAAUCGAAAUUAUCAAAAAUACUUAUCGAAAUUUGAAGAGAAUAUCACUACCAGUGGCAACAAAAACAAAUAAUAUUCGAAAUGUUUUCACUAGUAUGAGACCAUUCGUGAAAAAUCUAACUGGAAUUACUGUUUGUUUCUCUGCUGGUGAUAGUAAAAGUUUUGAAUCAUUCUUAUUAUUAUUGGAUGUUUGUUCAAAUUUGGAAUCUAUUUGUAUAGAAGGUGGUGAUCCUGCUGGAAAUCCAUUGGACUUUGACGAAAAAGAAAUGUCAAUGUAUUUUGAACGAUUAGCAAUCAAGAUGCCUUUAUCAAUAAAUCGAUUAGUACUUUAUAAUGUUUCUGUUUCACCACAAUUACUUAGAACUUUUCUUGAAAAAAUGGAUUCAUCUAUUAGAUUUUUGGGAUUAUAUGGAUGUUUUAUGAUUAGUGAUGCACAUAUUAACGAAAUUGUUAAAUAUGCUAAAAGAUCUGGGCAUUUAAUGAAUUUAACUGUCAAUUGGUGUUUUAUGGUUACUGAUAAAGCGAUAGAAGAUGCUCUUAGAGUUAUAAAUGAAGUUCAUUUUAGUGAUAUUGAACCUUAUGAUAUGGAAUUUACUGCAUGGUUAGCUUAA
Molecule: messenger RNA, 1395 nt
Organism: Racocetra persica
Lineage: Eukaryota; Fungi; Glomeromycota; Glomeromycetes; Diversisporales; Gigasporaceae
Source: the annotation of a GenBank genome assembly